AACAAAAGGAGGAAGUCACCUUUGUAAGUUCAGUAAAGCACACCGGUGGUUACACUACCUGACAGUCAAACAGAGACAGACAGUCGCUGCUGCGCUUUGAGGAAUAUGGCAAGAACUGAGGCCAACGGCAACUUGAAACCACUUUUGAACCAAAAUGGACUAAAAUGCGAGGACAUCAACAUAAAUGGCUAUCACAACAAGAGAGAGAAAAAUGGCCCAGGGACUGGUGUCGCCUGCAGGCAGCAGAAGCAAGAGUCCUUUGAACAGGCCCCCAUGUACGUUGCUGUCAUGACAUACCUGGGCUUUGGCAUUGUCACGCUGUUUGGCUACCUCAGAGAUUUCCUCAGAGCUGUGGGCUUAGAGAAGUGCCACCUUGCCCAGGAAAGACAGGAACAGAAGGAUUUCAUACCUCUUUAUCAAGAUUUCGAAAACUUUUACACACGAAAUCUUUACAUGAGGGUACGAGACAACUGGAACCGUCCCAUAUGCAGCCUGCCAGGACCUGUCUUUGACUUGAUGGAGAGGGUGUCUGAUGACUACAACUGGACAUUCAGGUUAACCGGGAGGACAAUACACAAUGUCAUCAACAUGGGCUCUUACAACUACCUCGGUUUUGCUGAGAACAACGCUGAUUUCCUGAAAACAGUGGCAGACAAAACACGCCAGUUUGGGGUGGGAGUUUGCAGCACAAGGCAGGAAAUAGGUAAUCUGGGCAUCCAUGAAGAGCUGGAACAACUUGUAGCUAAUUUCCUUGGAGUAGAGUCCUCCAUGACUUUUGGGAUGGGUUUCGCCACCAACUCAAUGAAUAUCCCAGCACUUGUUGGAAAGGGUUGUUUGAUACUGAGCGAUGAACUCAAUCACACAUCACUCAUCUUGGGGGCCCGACUGUCAGGAGCGACCAUCCGGGUGUUCAAGCACAACAACAUGCACAGUCUGGAGAAGAUGCUCAGAGAGGCGGUUUGCUCGGGGCAACCACGCACCCACAGGCCCUGGAAGAAGAUCCUCAUCAUGGUGGAGGGCAUCUAUAGCAUGGAAGGCUCAGUGGUGCGACUUCCUGAGAUCAUUGCUCUGAAGAAGAAGUAUAAAGCGUAUCUGUUCCUGGACGAGGCCCACAGCAUCGGAGCAGUGGGACCAUCAGGGAGGGGUGUGACGGAGCUGUUUAAUGUGAACCCAGUCGAUGUGGACGUGAUGAUGGGCACCUUCACUAAGAGCUUUGGGGCUGCUGGAGGCUAUAUCGCAGGGAAAAAGGAGCUGGUGGACUACCUGCGCAGUCACUCUCACAGUGCAGCAUAUGCCUCGGCCAUGUCCCCUCCUGUCACCGAGCAGAUCUUACGCGCCAUGAAGUGCAUCAUGGGAAAAGAUGGCAGCACAGAGGGCAUUAGACGGAUCCGCCAACUGGCAGAAAACACCAGAUACUUCAGGGCCAGACUGAAGGAGAUGGGCUUCAUCAUCUAUGGCAAUGAUGACUCACCUGUGGUUCCAAUCCUGCUCUACAUGCCAGGCAAAGUGGUGGCUUUUGCUCGAGAAAUGCUUGCAAGGAAAAUUGGUGUAGUGGUAGUCGGCUUUCCAGCCACGCCGAUUACAGAGGCCCGAGCUCGCUUCUGUCUGUCUGCAGCGCACACAAGAGCCAUGUUGAACCAGGUGCUGCACCAUCUGAACGAGGUGGGAGACGCUCUCUGUCUGAAGUUCUCACGGCUGAAAUAUUCUCCUAGCCCUGACCUCUAUGAUGAGACAGACUCUGAGCUGGCCAGCUGAUAUGACCCUUGACACUUCAUUUCACAGUGUCAAUACGAAGUGUCCAUGGCGCAGCAGACCCAUAAACACACAACGCUGAGUAACACCCACGUCUCACGGCAGAAGGGGGGACAAAUGUUUAGCAGCUGCUUUUUAUAUUUGUAAAACAUGAUGUGAUUUAACACAACACUGUGCUUUUCAACAAGAGACUCCACAUGAACUAUUUAAAUGUUUUAUAUCUCAGCACAUUUAUAUGUAAAUACACACAUGGAAUUAUUGCACAAGCAUUGCCGGAUUGGUAUGAGACUCAAGCAUGUUGUAAAAUAUCUUGAGUCAUUUAGAUUUAUAUACAGAGAUAAAUCACGUAUUGUUUGUUAAGUUGAGAGGGCCUUAUUACUCAGCUGAUGUAAUAACUUGUGUAUAAAUUUAGCACUGAAAACUUUGCCUCUCAUAAUUUAAUAUCAGCCACUAAUUACUGAAGGUCCAGUGUGUAGAAUUUAGGUGAAUAUACCAGUAUUGACAGAAAUUGAACACAAUAUAUUAAGUAGGUUUUCUUUUUUGUACUUGUGAAUGAUUAUGAGCAGUGUGCUGCACCAACAUGUCUCUACGAUAGCCCAAAACCAAACACUGGCUCUAGACAGGACCAUUCGGGUGUCUGCUUCAGCCACCAUAGUUAGCGGCCCCUUUCUCAACAAGCCAAACAGCAUUAGAAUAACACAGAUUUUUUUUAUGUGAAACUGCUUUAUUCAGUGUUUUUAGUGGUUUAAAUGACCGGGCCCAUUUGGAGAUAAAGACACUUAUGCAAAUAAUUAGUCUCUUAGCAAAAACCUCCUGAACAUCUGGAUUAUAAGUUACCAGAGAAAAAAGGCGAGCUCACAUUAGCAGGCAUUGGGCUAGCAGACAGUCUUUAAUGUGCCAAACAGCAUAGGAGAAUCAUUGAUUUGUCAUGUGAAACUGCUUUAUUCAGUGUUUUCAAGGUUUUAAUCACUGGGUCCGUUUGUUUUAGAGAUUAGGAGACCUCUGUAGAUAAUUCGGCUCCCAGUAAAAACCUCUCGAAUAAUGAACACUGAAGGAAUUAGAAGUGGGAGAUAUUUCAGCUGGUUGCAAUCUGCAGUCCACACCACUGGAUGACAUUAAAUCCUACACACUGCUCCUUUAAAAAUGCUGGAGGUGGUUAUUAUUGGAGAAUGGUGUACAGUCUAAGAGUUUGAUGCGAGGAGUCCCACUGGGUUACUGAACAUGAAGUGGUAUUUAUAAGUAAUGUAAAGGCAUUUGUAGUUUGACAUUUCCCCCUGUAGUGUAUUGCUGGAUUGCUAAAAUAUUCCCAAUAAAAGACAAAUACUGCA
Molecule: messenger RNA, 3080 nt
Organism: Plectropomus leopardus (leopard coralgrouper)
Lineage: Eukaryota; Metazoa; Chordata; Actinopteri; Perciformes; Serranidae
Gene: sptlc3
Product: serine palmitoyltransferase, long chain base subunit 3
Biological process (GO): ceramide biosynthetic process; sphingosine biosynthetic process
Cellular component (GO): serine palmitoyltransferase complex
Molecular function (GO): pyridoxal phosphate binding; serine C-palmitoyltransferase activity
Source: RefSeq, a predicted model, not a curated record